Geodia barretti is the source of this 1258-nucleotide messenger RNA. The record is from the annotation of a GenBank genome assembly. NCBI's taxonomy places the organism in Eukaryota, Metazoa, Porifera, Demospongiae, Tetractinellida, Geodiidae.
UUCGUAGCUCCGAAGGCGUGGCUGCCAGCAAUAGCUCAUCACCCGCUAGAUAACGCAGAAUGUCUGGCCAGCCACUACUCGACAAGUCUUUCUCUAUCCGUCAAUGCAGCUCUACGUUUUAUGGUGUUACGUAUACACGUAUACACAGUGUAUAUGUACGUAUAACAAUAAUAAUAUCGCUUCUGCAGAUCAAUGGUUCUGAAGGUGCACUUCGCUCACUUCCAGUAAUCCCCAAAACACACCCUCUGCCCUUACAUAUAGUCUGAAGACCUGAAGCUCACAUCUCUAACUUCUCUGAUGUUUCCAUGGAAACCAUAUCCACUUCCUCUGAGAGAUUUUGUCCACAACAUGAUGUAAGGCAAAACUCUACUCUUAGCUGAAGUUCUGGGACCUGAGGUUUCAUCCUGUGCAAGAUGUUUCAUGUCAAUUCAUGUUACUGAAGAUAAAGGGAACAGAAGGGUAGCCCUCUCCAAUUUGGAAACUUCAGUGGAGACAGCAGUGGUCUCCAUGGAAUGGGGACAACAGUGGCCUCUGUAGAAUGGGGGACAACAGUGGUCUCCAUGGAAUGGGGGACGACAGUGGUUUCCGUGGAAUGGGUGAUGACAGUGGCCUCUGUAGAAUGGGGGAAAACAGUGGUCUCCAUGGAAUGGGGGACGACAGUGGUUUCCGUGGAAUGGGUGACGACAGUGGCCUCUGUAGAAUGGGGGAAAACAGUGGUCUCCGAGGAAUGGGGGAUAACAGUGGUCUCCGUGGAAUGGGGGACGACAGUGGCCUCCAUGGAAUGGGGGAUGACAGUAGUCUCUAUGGAAUGGGGGAUGACAGUGGUCCUCGUGGAAUGGGGGACGACAGUGGUCCUCGUGGAAUUGGGGACGACAGUGGCCUCUGUAGAAUGGGGGAGAACAGUGGCUUCCGUGGAAAAGGGGAUAACAGUGGUCUCCUUGGAAUAGGGGAUGACAGUAGCCUCUAUGGAAUGGGUGGUCCUCAUGGAAUGGAGGACGACAGUGGUCUCUGCAGAUUGGGGGGGAAUAUAUAUUACAUAUAGAGAUCGGCAGCUGUUGUAAUUAUGAUUCACAGGAUUUACUAUUACACUCACUGUGUUCAAGGCUGAAUGGUUUUUAUUGUAUUCAUUUGCUAAUUCCUGUAGGACAUCUAUAUAUAGCACAUUGUAUGAUUAUAUAUGCAUUGUAUGAUCACAUUACAAGGUAACACACCAGCAGUAUCAGAGUAAACAUCUGCCCUUGAAACCUGCAUCGAGGAA